AUGGGCGUUUCUGGGUUUUUUGUAAGUAUAAACGCAAAAUUCUGGAUUUUAGGCACUAUUUAUAUGUUUUUAGGGGCCUCUAGGUUUAUUUAAACUGUGAAAAAAUUGAAGAAAAAAAGAUUUUUUAGUCGGUUUUUGAGAAUUUUUGGGCUUUCUUGGGAAAAUUUGGAGAUUUCAUGGGCAUUUUUUGGCGUUUUAGAACUAUAGGCACAGAAAUCUGAAUUCUAGGUAUUUUUUAACGUUUUUAAGGAGCUCUAGGUUAUUUGAAACUGUGAAAAAAUUGAAGAAAAAGUGAUUUUCAGUCGAUUUUUAGAAAUUUUUUUUAGACUUUUCAGGAAUUUUGAAGAUUUCAUGAGAAUUCUAUGACGUUUUGUAAGUAUAGAUUUGGAAAGUUCAGUAGAAAUUUUUUUUUUCCGUAAUAAGAGAGCUUUUUUGUCUAUGAACCUAUAGAAAAUCUUGGAAUAAGCAGUACAUUUUUUGAACUUUAUGAUCAAUUUUUGGUUUUUUUCUAGGUGAGCCACCACCCGCCGGUCUCUGCUUUCUAUGCGGAAAUUCCCAGCAAGAGGAUUUCCUUCAACGCUCACAUUUACACGAAAUCGUCCUUUUUGGGCCUUUCGAUCGGUUUGUUUCGAAAUUCUUAUCAUAAACUUUCUAUGUUGCAAAAUUCCUAAUAUCCAUUUUUUUUUUAUUUUGAACUUUUUUUGAAAAACUAGAGCAUGCUGAGGUUGAAAAAUUGAAAAAAUGCAGGAUGAGACGUCUUAGACACGCCAGACUGGUCCCUAGAGGGAUAGGGCGGAAAAAGAGCCCCCAGAAGGGGUAAAAGUGGCCCCUAGAGGGGUAAAAUUCAGAAAGUCCCUAAUCCUUAUGCUAUAGUGGUCCCUAUAUGGAUAUUUUGAAUUUUUCGUUCAUAUUUUGCAAAAUUUAGUGCCGCUAUAGGGGGAGUGAUCCCUCAAGAAAAAUCAAAAACUGUUCCUAAGGUUGCCCCUCUAGGGACCACUCUGGCGUUUUUGAGUUUUAAGAAAGACGGCUUGAAAAAGUUUUUCAAAAAAGAUUUCGAUGCUAUUUGGCGUUCCUAAACGGGAUGAGGAGACGUCAAAAAAUUUUGGCGCGAAAUUUGAAAUCUCAAGUACGCAGCCAAAUUUAUUCUUCAUGCCGUUGAAUACUCAGUUUAAUUUGCAACGAUAGUUAGCUGUGACGUCACGGUGGUAUGAAAAAAACACCAGCGAAAAUUCAAACGGCGACUUUUCCGAAUUUUUCAUAUCACUAGGAAACUUUCCGACGGACACCUUUCCGACGAAACUUUUUCCGACUUUUUUUCUCGAUUAACUUUUCGUUUUAAAUCUCCCUAUAUAAUGUAGGUAGUUGGUUCAUGAUUAAAACACAAAGAAAUAGGAAAAAAAAAAUAUUUUUAGAUGUUUUAAAAACCGAAAAAAGAUAAGGGAAAAAAGUCGGAAAGAGAUCCGUCGGAAAGGUGGCCGUCGAAAAGUUCUCUAGCGAAAUGAAAAAAUCGGAAAAGUCGCCUUUUGAAUUUUCGCUGGUGUUUUUUUCUUACCACCGACGUCACAGUCCUUUUAUCCGAAGCGCGCACUUACUUUUUUUUUGUAAAUUCAGAAACUUUGACGCCUCGCUUACCUUCCCUCACCCCAUAAGUAAUGCCGUGGGUAACUAAUGAAUGAAUAAAAAAAACUAUUAGAGAGUGCAGGAUUUGAUGAGACGCUAGAGAAAUAGGAAAAUGUUUGGUUGUGAAAAUUGAGGGUCAAGGUAGUCGUUUAAAAAAUGAAACACCUUCCCAAGUGAAACAGGAAUUUCUUCCAGGCGUUGCCAACAUCGGCGAGGGAAUCGUUCGGCUGCACGAUUUCGACGAAGAAUAUCGGAUCACUUUCCCCAGUGGUUAUGGCCGUUCGAUUAUGAGCACCCCGUGGGUGGAACUCGGUGGAAAGGUACCUUUUUUGGCUCACUAGGAAGUUUUGUUCGUGAGCAGUUGGGAAUAGCUCAAAAUUGGCUCAGAGUAGCUUCAUAAAAAGCCGGAAAAGUUUUGAAAUAUAAGAAAUAUCGGAAGAAAAUCGCUCAGAGAAUAGCUGAAAAGGGUUAUUUGAGGAAUUUUCGUCAAGAAUUUUGAGCCCCUAUAGAAUGGCUUAAAAAUAGCUUCGAAAUAGGUUGAAAACAGCUCGGAGAUGAGCCCAAAGAAGCCCAAGAAGAGCUGUAAUUUUCAGAAAAAUUGGAACUGAACUUUUUUUUUUAGAAUAGUUGAGAACAAAGCCUGAAAUCGGCAACAGAAAAGCUGUUAAACAGCGCGAAAAUGGCUCGAAAAUGGCUAGAAAAUUGUUCGAAAAUAGCUCGAAAAUGGCUCGGAAAUGGCUCAAAAAUGACUCGGAAAUGACUCGAAAAUGACUCGAAAAUGACGCGAAAAUGACUCAAAAAUGGCUCGAAAGUGGCUGGAAAAUGGCUAGAAAAUGGCUCGAAAAUGGCUCGAAAAUGGCUAGAAAAUGGCUCGAAAGUGGCUCGAAAGUGGCUAGAAAUUGGCUCGAAAUUAGCUCGAAAAUGGCUCGAAAAUGGCUCGAAAAUGACUCGAAAAUGGCUCGAAAAUGGCUCGAAAAUUCUUCAUUUUCGGUUUUUUUCCAGGUCAAAGUGAUUUGCGAGAAGACGGGUUACUACGCAGACAUUGAGUUCCUGACCAAGCCGUUCUUCAACGGAAAGCCGCAUCGCGUCCAGGGACACAUUUAUAAGUUGGUUUUGAUCAUUCUUUGAAAAUUAGUUCACAAUAUGAAAAAAUACAUCAUCAUCUUGAUAGGAAGAAAAAAUUUGAGAGAAGAAAUGCUGAAAAGUUAGAAGGGCCUCAUUCCAUUCUUUAGAAGUGAGCUUUUCGAAUUUCAAAGACAAAAGUUCAGUACCAGAGUCUUUUUGUUCGUUAUCAAUACAUACAGCGGUUGAGACAUUGAAAAAUGGGUCCUGACACGAUAAAGAGAAGAGAAAUAGCGCAUGGUUGGCGUAGGGCGCAGACAGGCCACGCCCCUCCCGAGUUGGCCUCGAAUGGGCUAUAUAUGAAUAGUGUACAUCAAACUAUACCUUCUCAAACAACUAAUCAAUUCAACGCCAUCAGAGAGGGCCAGAAGAAGGCGUUGCUCUCGAUCCGCGGCGAAUGGAACGGCGUCAUGUUCGCCAAGACGCCCAGCGGCGAAGAAUCGACCUUCAUCGACGUCAAAGCCGCCAAGGAGGUCAAGAAGGAGUGCACCCCGGUCUUGCAGCAGGGCGAACGCGAAAGUCGCAGGUUUUUAUCCCGAAUUUCUUCAAUCCGUCCAAUAAGUUUUUCAGACUGUGGCGACACGUGACGGCCGCACUCUUGCGUAACCGCAUCCAAAUUGCAACGACUUCGAAGAGGAUGAUCGAGCAGAGACAGAGGGCCGAGGCGAAGGUUUGAAGAUGAGAAAAAAUGAAAGAGAAAGAAAUUUAUCGGAAAAAUCCCAAUUUCCACAGAAAAAACUGAGAUUUUUCCCAUAUUCAGCCUUGAAAAUGGUCGAAAUGUAUAACCAUAAUCAAAAUGACAAGAAAAAAAAGUACACGAAAACUUUUUCAGAAAAUAAAAAAACACGGCAUAAAAAUACUCUGAAAAUUUUCCCUUAUUAUAAAAGAAGAAGCGUCUCCAUAGCUUCAAAUUAUCGUACUUAUUCUCAUUUUGCUAGGAAAAUUUUCAAAUAAGAGCAUUCUUUAAAAAAAUUAGACAAAAAAAAACGUUUAAAAAAUUUUUCGAAAAAUGUCGUCAAAUUAAAUAAGUUGGACGUGGAGUGUGUCUGCGGACUAUGCAUUUUUUUGAGGUUACGGUACGCGAAUUUUGAGAAAAGAAUUUUUCAUUUUUCGCUUUUUUUUUUUUUUUAUUCGUUAAUUCAACUGUUUUUUUAGAAUUUGAUAGGCAUAAGUUUGAAAAUAAGCUUGGAAUUUGCCGUAGUUUUUGUCAAUAGGGUGAGGAAGGCAAUUUUUUUCUGUUUAUAUUAAAUUUCUCCAUUUUUUUGCGAUUUUUCUCAUCAUUAGGAUCUCGAUUUUUGUACUAACCAGGUAAAAAAAUACAAAAAAAGGUCUGAAGAAAAAAAUAAAUUUAAGGAAUUUACAAACAUUUUUAUUUUUUUAAAUUUUUAAUCUUUUGGCUUUUUCCUUUGAUUUUUUUGUUUUAAAAUACUUUUUUUAUAAUUUUUUUCAAAUUCAGGAACGUCAGGACAAGGGCGAAAAGUGGAAGACUUUGCUGUUUGAAGAGGAUGGCGAGGACGGCUGGGUGUUCAAAGAGCCGCUCGGCUCGAAACGCCGAAAGUGA
Molecule: messenger RNA, 4303 nt
Organism: Caenorhabditis auriculariae
Lineage: Eukaryota; Metazoa; Nematoda; Chromadorea; Rhabditida; Rhabditidae
Source: the annotation of a GenBank genome assembly